AAUGCGAAAAAAACACACACACACACAAAAACACAAAACAAAAAUUACAGAAGACAAAAGAAUUGAUAUUGAGGGUCGCGGGUGGGUUGACGAGCUAAGCAAACACUACCAGUUCUUUGGGCUUUGCUACCACCGGAAGAAGCAGUUUAUACAAUACACACAGUACUACUAGCAAUUCCAGUUAGCUGCACUUCAGCAAACAGUCAUACAAAGGCAAAUGUCAGAACCUCCAGUAAUGUACAUAAAAACAGAAGAUGAUGAUGAUGAUGAUAAUAAAGAGAAUUUGAAGAAGAAAAUAAAAUACUUAGAAGAAGAGAACGAAACCUUGAAGAAAGCUCUUGAACAGCUACAACAGCUGCAAGGCAAAUGUUGUGACUGGUGUGAGUUGUUGAUGCCAAAUUCAGAUCAAGAACGGACAGUGGUCAGCAAUUGGCUGGAAAGUGUUUUAAUAGCCAUCAAAAGCCAACGAGAGAACUCUGAAAUUGUUGUUGAAGAUACAACUAGCAGAUAUGUACCGUCCCUGCCAGCAGCACCCCCUCCAGUUGCUGCUCCGUCCCCUCCACCUCUUCCUCUACCUCUUUCUCCUUCAAAUCCAGGCAUGAAUCUACAGCCAUUGUUAGUUGAGGGAACAGCCAUGACAAAAUCCCUGCCAAUAAAUUACAUGAAGUUAAAAGCAAUUCUACGAGCAACAAAUGAACGACUCGGAGAUAAAAUGAAAUAUCUUUUAAACAAGUUGGUUGAUGCUAUGUUCACACGCGAUGAGCUGGUGGCAGCUAGUGGCCUAGGGCUACGAACACAGAAAGACAAACAACACACACCACUUGAUAGGAAGAAAUUAACUGCCAUAAAAGAGUUCCUGGCAGAGUUUUCUGAGAGAAAGAAUAUUAAGAUGAUGGAUUCACGGACGUUUCGGGUAACAGUGGGGAAUAAAAUCACAAAUGCACGCAGGAACUUACGGAACGAAUUUAAGAUUGAUCAAAUUGCUGCAAACAUAAGCUCAUGAGGAUGUCUCUAUUACGAAGUCGAUAUGUAUAAACUUCAAUAAAUAUUCUUUGCCUUGCUUUUGUGCCAAAAUUAACCGAUCCAAAGAAAACGGUAAUUUUUUUCAUUGGGAACAAACAAUACAAAACAAUUGUUACCGUUUCUUUGGCACUUAAAAAAAAAAAAAACCCAGUUGUUUUAUUGUAUCCAGCUGUAGAAACUCUGCCAAAUCAGACUGGAGCCUGGUGUCGCCUCCUGGUCCACCAGUCCUCAGUCAAAUCGUCCAACCCAUGCUAGCAUGGAAAGCGGAUGUUAAACGACUAUAUUCCAAAUCUGAAUCUUAAUUUGGAAACUAAAAUCAAUAGCAGCAGCAAUAUGGCAAUGAUGAGUUGACAAGAAUCGGUAGAGCAUCGGACAAAAUGCUUUGUGGUGUAUUAGUUUGGUGCUUCUCUUACUGAGUUCAAAUCCUGCUGUGGUCAGCUGUGCUUUACAUCCUUCCAGGGGACCAAUAAAAUUGAAUGCUGGUCACGUAUUAGGGGUUGAUAUGAUUGACUGCAACCCCUUGUCAAAGUUUAUGUCCUUAUUGCUGAAAUUCUCGUUUGUUUCAAUCAUUGGACUGCAGCCAUGCUGGAGCACUGCUCUGAAGAGCUUAGUCCAGUGGUUCCCAAACAUUUUGGGGCUGCUACCCCCUUGGCUAUUGGGCCACAUUCCUAGCCCCGCCACCUCCCACUCACCACCACACACAUACACCACUUUCUGCAACAAACUCUAAACCAACUGUAUUUCACAAAUAAAACUAAUUAACCCAUUA
Molecule: messenger RNA, 1792 nt
Organism: Octopus bimaculoides (California two-spot octopus)
Lineage: Eukaryota; Metazoa; Mollusca; Cephalopoda; Octopoda; Octopodidae
Molecular function (GO): DNA binding
Source: RefSeq, a predicted model, not a curated record